CAGAAAAGGUUUAGAAUCAAUGAUCAAAAUGUCUCCUACUAGAUUACUUCUGUUUGGAUUAAUGGCAAUAGUGUUGUACUCAAGUGUGUCGCUGGCACAGGAUAACUCACAGCUGAGCUUGGAUUACUACAAGAAAUCUUGCCCGGAUGCAGAGAAGAUUGUGAGAGAGGAGAUGGAGUGUGCAGUUCAUGAGGAUCCUCGCAAUGCGGCUGGCAUUCUUCGGCUUCAUUUUCAUGAUUGUUUUGUCCAGGGAUGUGAUGGCUCAGUGUUACUUGAUGACACCGUAACGCUGAAAGGCGAAAAAAAAGCAUCAGAGAGCUUGAACUCUUUGAUCGGGUUCGAGCUUGUGGACCGCAUAAAGAACCAACUCGAGUCUCGGUGCCCUGGAACCGUGUCUUGUGCUGAUCUCCUCGCUAUAGCAGCUAGAGACGCAGUUGUCCUGGUUGGAGGACCCUAUUGGGAUGUUCCAGUUGGAAGAAAAGACUCAAAAAAGGCAAGCUUGGAAUUAGCAAAUGCAGAUAUACCAACUUCUGAUGAAGGCCUCGUUGCUCUCAUCACCAAGUUUUCCGAGAAAGGCCUCUCAGUCACAGAUAUGGUGGCCCUCGCUGGUGCACACACCAUUGGCAUGGCUCGGUGCACGAAUUUCAAAGCAAGAAUUUACAGUGGUGAUUUCCAGCAAACAUCACAUUACAAUCCAGCGUCAGCAUUAUACCUGACUAAGUUGGUAUCAACCUGUCCUCUCUCCGGAGGCGACGAUAACAUAACUCCAAUGGACUAUAUUACGCCUACUCUCUUCGAUAAUGCGUUCUAUGAGUCACUAAUUAGAGGAGAUGGCCUUUUGAACUCAGACCAAGAGAUGUACUCGACUUUCAUAGGGUUCGAGUCGACUGAUCUUGUGAAAAAAUACGCAAUUGAUCCUAUUGCUUUCUUUAAGCAGUUCUCGGAUUCAAUGGUGAAGUUGGGGAAUAUCACAAACCCUGAGGGAGGGGAAGUGAGGACUAGCUGCAGAUUUGUGAAUGCGUGAGAGUACUUUUUUUUUUUGGUUGUGGUAAGAGAUGUUUAAGUAAAGGGUUUGUUGGUUACCGUUGUUGUUAUAUCUUGGGAGAGAAGUUGUUGUUUUGUUUACAUGCAUACAAUGAAAUGAAUUAUAUAUAUUAUCCA
This is a messenger RNA of Asparagus officinalis (garden asparagus), 1161 nucleotides long. Its product is annotated as peroxidase 11-like. Gene Ontology annotation, molecular function: peroxidase activity; heme binding. NCBI's taxonomy places the organism in Eukaryota, Viridiplantae, Streptophyta, Magnoliopsida, Asparagales, Asparagaceae. The coding region runs from base 20 to 1024 and encodes 334 amino acids. The record is from RefSeq and is a predicted model, not a curated record. Gene Ontology annotation, biological process: hydrogen peroxide catabolic process; response to oxidative stress. The transcript has 4 exons.